Messenger RNA from Pleurotus ostreatus (oyster mushroom), 783 nucleotides. RefSeq lists its product as uncharacterized. The record is from RefSeq and is a predicted model, not a curated record. The transcript has 4 exons. NCBI's taxonomy places the organism in Eukaryota, Fungi, Basidiomycota, Agaricomycetes, Agaricales, Pleurotaceae. The coding region runs from base 1 to 783 and encodes 260 amino acids.
AUGAAAGCGAAACGAAAACAGGGAUACAAAAUCACCAAAGGACGUGGGGAACGCAGGACAAGGAACGGGCUGGACACGCAGGCCGAGGGGGCACGGCGGCGAGACGUGAUCACGCUAGUGGGAUCGGGGCUGACUCACUCACUCACCUACGCUUUGCGUUCGAGAGACAUGCUCCUCUUUCCCUGCACCUCCCUGCGAACUCCCGGCAUAGGGGCAUUGGAACGACGUGGUGCCUUCGAGGCACUUCCUCAACGACUGCGAAGAUUAGGUGCCUCAAUAGACGGCGACGGCGUUGGCGCUGGCGAAGUAUCGUGUCCAGAGUGCGCUGCGCAGAGUGGCAACGGGGGAGUGGAAUGGGGAAUAUGGAUGGGAGGGAGGAAAAACUACCAAACGCCCCUCCCCCAGCAGAUGCUCGUUUGCGCGCGCACCAGGAUCCUACGACUUGGGACGUGCGUAAAGUCCCCAGAUCGCAAGCGAAUAACUGGGUACCUCGCGUGUCGGGGAUAUGCCGCAGAUCCAUCGACACAUCGGCAACUGGAGGAUAACGAUGACGAAGACGAAAGCGCGCUGGCUGGUGCUGGCGCUGGACCUGAGCAUGUCCAUCAAGAGCAACCACGAGAGCAGAAGGGGAGCGGAGUGCGGGAAGGGGAGACGAAUGAAAAGCCGGAUCGGAAUGAGUAUAUUAACUCGACUGGAUCACUUCCCGCCUCUCCAACUCGUACUGUCGGCCUUGCACCAUCCACUCGUCUCCCAGUCCACAACGCAAGGAUCCCCUGCCUCUAA